This is a messenger RNA of Mycosarcoma maydis (corn smut), 2850 nucleotides long. RefSeq lists its product as uncharacterized. The transcript is spliced from 2 exons. The coding region runs from base 1 to 2850 and encodes 949 amino acids. Gene Ontology annotation, molecular function: DNA binding; zinc ion binding; DNA-binding transcription factor activity, RNA polymerase II-specific. The record is from RefSeq and is a predicted model, not a curated record. NCBI's taxonomy places the organism in Eukaryota, Fungi, Basidiomycota, Ustilaginomycetes, Ustilaginales. Gene Ontology annotation, biological process: DNA-templated transcription; regulation of DNA-templated transcription.
AUGACCCCUGGACCAUCAUCAAAUACAAUCAUCAAGCGUUCCUCUUCGCCACCUUUAGCCUCGAGCAAGAGGGUUCGUUCCAGCACGGCAGAAGUUCCUCCAGCCCGAGCGCAGGGCGAUCAAGCAGGCCAGAAGCGCACCCGAGUUCGCCAAGCGUGCAACCGCUGCAAAGCUCGCAAGAUCAAGUGCGGCGAUCUCAGGCCCUGCAAGAAAUGCACCUCAUUGGGCAUCGUCUGCAGAGACUGGCGCCCUGGCGAGGACCCUUACGACCAAUCUGCCUUUGCUCAUCCGGCCGGGUCUUCUUUAUCGGAAGUCUCUGACCCCUUUGCAGAAAGCUGGCCCAACGCAGACAAUCACUUCCAAGCUCAUGGCUCGGCUCGCACACGCAGCAGUCACACCGACAGGCCAUCUGCCGAUGUAGAUGGUACGGCAGAGCGCUCUGGAUCUGCGAUACCCUGGCCCAACACGCCGUACGAGCGAUCUAGUCACACUGUGGCAUGGCCACCCAAGCCUGAUCCUCGACGACAUAGAUACCUUGCUUACCCAUACGAUUCUAUCUAUCGCAACGAGUUUGGUCACCUUAAAGCGCUCUCCCUAUCUUCAGGACUUGGCACGCUUUCCUAUCUUCACGAAUAUCACAAAUUGGCUAACGAACAGUUCCUCGACGCCCUCUGGCAAGUCCUCGAGGGCGAAAAUCAGGAUGGCGUCAACAUGCAAAUGUUCGCGCUGGAGAACGAGUCACUUUCGCCCCAUUCUCACGGCAGCCACAUGAGCACCGGCCUUGGAGCACCCAUGGGAACCUUCCCAGACUCUCUUGCGGCUGACUGGUCGUUGAGCGGUGCUCCUUCGCUCAAUGUCGCUUUUACUUUUGAUGCAUCGGCUGGGCUGGCACCAGAUCGCUUCCCUUCAAUGCAAAUCCCGACCAAACCUACCCUUUCAGUCGCCAGCAACUCCUCGGCUGAGACUUCACCAGCGAUAGCCCCUCUUCACCCACAGGAUCACCGUCAUAGCCGCUCUCGAAGCGCUACUCGCGUCUCUGCUAAUAGAAAUGCCGAUUUUUCUGCGACUCCAUCCGGUCAAGACCAGCCCGCCAAGACCUGCCUCGACUCUGGUCCUCCACCCGAAGAUUUGUGGGCGUUCAUGGGCACCAAAAUCCCACAGCAGCAUCGACGUUCCCUCCUACACACGUUCCUCUCCACCACGUAUGUAUUAUGGCCAACCUUCAUCCUCUCCGAGUUUCUUGCCACGCUCAAAAACGAGAACGAACGCCAAAAUCCAACCUUCGUCUGCCUCGUCAUUGCGUGUUGUGCAAUAGCUGCGCGCCAGGAAGCAGGUAGCGCCAAAGGCGGACACGCGGCAGAAUGGGCUCGCAGCUUCGGCUUUUUUGAGCUCUACCUCGAAAUUCGCAGGCUGGCACCGAGAAGCACGGAUUGGGCCAGCUUGAAUCACAUCCAGGCUCUGUUCUAUCUUUCCCACUAUUGCUUUGGCGCUUCGGGUCCUUUCGGCGUGACAAGGGCGCAUUAUCUCAUGAACGGUUGCGUGUCAAAGUGCUUUGACGUGGGUCUCCAUCGGUCCGCAGAGACCUACACCGACGCUUUCACUCCUUCUGAAAUCGAAGCCCGUCGCCGCACUGUUUGGGCCGUCUACUGCGGCGACAAAAUCUCGGCCGCGUACGGACGUCCCGUCAUGCUUCGUCUCUCUGACAUGGAUGUCCCCGAAAUUGAUGUCGACUCGGACGAAUACACCGAGAGAUUGCCGGCUGCAACAUCUUUCGAUCGUGCCUGUACACUUCGACCAUGGCACCGCGCCGCCAUUCGCCUCUUUUGCGUUCUCGAACGCGUCAUUGAUAAGAUCAACCUUCCGGCAUGCAGUGCUUCAGCAGCUCUCGAGCGAGUCAUGCGCAAAAAGCCUAAGCGACCCAGACAAUCGGAAAACCACGACGACAAUUGCAUGGCCGAUCAUGAGGCCAUCGGAUUCGAGGAAGAGCUCGAGCAUACUCCGAGACCGACAUCCGCACAUGAGGAUGAUCUUAUGUACCAAGCACACAUCGAAAGACUACGCACAACAGUUGCUUUUAUCAAGAUCUUCAUCUAUAGACACCUCUUCUGCAUGGCAAACACAAAUCUGUCACGCCAGCCGCCGAGGAUAGAUUACCGCGAUGAGAUGGUCAAGUGGUGUCGAGAGCUCCUCCUCUCGCAACGCAAGAUGAUUCAACGCGGGGAAUACACCGAUUUCGGCUCGGUCAUGUCGUACCAACUAAGUCAAACAGGGCGAGGUUUAAUUCCUGCUAUCUACAUCACCUCACGACUCAUGGAUCCCUCUCAGGAUCCCAACUCGAUUGCCAUCCUCAAGGAGGCGCAGGAGCUCCUCGUACUCGCUUAUGAUCUACUGCGGCAGUUGUCGGAUCGGUUCACAGCGUCCAAUCGACAACUUCAGAUCAUGCAGUCUGCCUUCCGGCGACUCGACCUCAGCUUGAAGAAGAGGCAUCACAAGCACGGCGCGACGGGCGCACAAGAUUCUUCGUCGCAUUCGCAUGGCGCUGCAGAACGGUCGGGCACACAGGGCGUCGCAGCGACCGGUCCAGCAGACAAGGAGUUGACGAGUGGUCUCGAUCUGAUCGCUGGUGUCGCCGGUGCCGAGCUUCUCGGCACGGAAGCACUUGGAGAGUCUACCGCCAGCAAUGAGGAGGAGGACGAGUUCGAAGACGAUCUGGAUAGGGACAAGAAGCCCGGAUGGAUCUCGGAUCUGCCCAUCAACCAACCGGCGGAAAAGACCGCACCGCAUCCAGUCAGUGCCUUUGUCGGGUGGCCAUCUGGCCCGUCCUCUGGUCUGCCUCCUCGUGACGAGUGA